Messenger RNA from Cricetulus griseus (Chinese hamster), 2663 nucleotides. NCBI's taxonomy places the organism in Eukaryota, Metazoa, Chordata, Mammalia, Rodentia, Cricetidae. The record is from RefSeq and is a predicted model, not a curated record.
GGCCGGAAGCGCUGAAGCCGGCGGCGUGGGUCUGGUGCUCCGGGACCUGGCGCGUGCGUAGCGGGGCCCGUGGUGGCUCCCGGAGCGCGCGGCGAUGCUGACCCCCGCGUUCGAGCUGAGCCAGGACAGCGAGUUCCUCACGGUCGCCAUCCGCAUCCCGCACGCGCGUGCCUCCGAGUUCGACGUGUACUUUGAGGGGGUGGACUUCAAGUUCUACGCCAAGCCGUACUUUCUGAGAUUAACACUUCCUGGAAGGAUUGUAGAAAAUGGAAGUGAACAGGGAACCUAUGAUGCAGAUAAAGGAAUUUUUACCAUUCGAUUGCCCAAGGAAACUCCUGGCCAGCAUUUUGAGGGGCUGAACAUGUUAACUGCUCUUCUGGCCCCAAGAAAAUCCAGGUCUGCAAAACCACUUGUGGAAGAAAUAGGUGCUUCUGGGGUUUCUGAGGAAGGAGCUGAUGAUGAGGAUUCGGAGUUUGACUGGGAAAUUGAGCAGACUCCCUAUGAAGAGGUCUCAGAAAGUGCUCUGCUCUCACAGUGUCACUAUGGAUUUGGAAACCUGCGAGCAGGUGUGGUUCAGCGGUUACAGGAUGAACUGAGUGAGGUUAUUGAUAUUAAGGAUCCAGAUUUCACUCCUGCGACUGAACGAAGACAGAAACGCCUGGCUGCUGAGCUGGCCAAAUUUGACUCGGAUCACUAUUUAGCUGACUUCUUUGAAGAUGAGGCUGUUGAGCAGAUUUUGAAGUACAGUCCUUGGUGGAAUGAUGCACAUGCAGAAAUGAUGGCCUCUUUGGGAAAGAGCCAAGAGAAAGGAGAUGAUGCUGCAUUAGUGUCUUUUUCAGAAGAGGAAAAAUAUCAGCUAAGAAAAUUUGUGAAUAAGUCUUACCUGCUGGACAAGACAGCUCACCGUCAAGUGUACUACAGUUUAGUUGACAUCCUUCUGGCCUAUUGCUAUGAAAUACGUGUCACUGAAGGAGAGCACAAUGUCGAGUCUGCGUGGACUAUUAGAAAGCUGAGCCCAACUCUCUGCUGGUUUGAGACUUGGACAGACGUUCAUGAAAUCCUGGUGUCUUUUGGAAGGAGAGUUUUGUGCUAUCCACUUUAUCGUCAUUUCAAGCUGGUGAUGAAAGCCUACAGAGACACUAUAAAGAUACUGCAACUAGGUAAGAGUGCAGUUUUAAAGUGUCUCCUGGAUGUUCACAAAAUCUUUCAGGAAAAUGACCCAGCGUUCAUUUUGAAUGAUCUCUACAUCUCAGACUACUGCGUAUGGAUUCAGAAGGCCAAGUCCAAAAAGUUGGCUGCCCUCGCAGAAGCCAUGAAAGCAGUCUCCCUCAGUAAGGCCCAGCUGGGGUUAGAGCUGCAAGAACUAGAAGCUGCCGCACUUCUUGUCCAGGAGGAAGAAACUGCCGAAAAGGCAGCCCAGUGCAAUCCCAUGCAGCCAGCUCCAGGCUCCAGUCCCGAGACCAGUGACUCGGACAGCACCACAUCGUCUGACACAGAAGACUCAGCUUCAGAGCAAGAGGAGCUUGUUGGGAUGCAGCCCUCACUGCUCACUUCUCUGCAAGUCCCCCUUUUGGAAGAGGAUAGCAGCGCCCUGCUCAUCAAGGAGAGUGGGCUCUGCAGAAAUGUGGCCGGCCAGGAAUGUGAAGUCAGUCAAGGGCAGACCCGGGCUCCUCUGAUAGAGGAGGUUGGGGAUGAGCUGAGGACCAUGCUUCAGAUUUCCACGCCUCCUGAUGUCAGUGCUGGGAGCCACAGUGGCAUGCAGGAUGGAGAAGAGAGGGGACAGGUACCUCAUGAUUGACUCGAGUGAUUGGCUCACAGGGAACUAGGUCAACUCUGCCCUCGUGUAGAUAUCGAAUUUCUCAUUUCCACCGUGUACUUUUUCUGCCCGGAUAUAGGCAUUGCUUUUCAGGGAGCUAAAAUUUAUACCUUUAAUUUUUUUGUUUUGCAGUUUGAAAAAUAAAAUCCUAAAGUAUUCUUUCCAAGGUGUAAGUAAGAUUUUUUAAUGAAGACCAUAGUUCUACUAGGAAAAGCUCUAGACCAGUGGUUCUCAACCUCCCUAAGUCUGUCACUCUUUAAUAUAGUUCUUCAUGUUGUGAUGACCCCCUGCCAACUAUUAUGUUUCUACAUCAUAAGUGUGAUUUUGCUAUUGUUAUAAGUAAUAUGCAAGCUAUCUGAUAUUCAACCCCCAAAAGGGUCAAGACCCACUGGUUGAAAACCGCUGUUCUAGAUGUAGCAGGACACCUGACAGGUAAUAUUCACAUUUAAAGUGUGCACAGUGAGAAAUACUAACAACUGAGCACACUAGGCAAAAAGCUCACUGCAACCAGGAUAAUGAAUUUCCCCAUCAGCUCCAGCUGUCUUUGGACCAUUUGACAUCUCUCUUUCCCAGCCAGAUGCCACCCACCUGUGUCCCCUGAGCGGCCUCUGAUGUGCUGUGCUGUAUGUAGUCCACUAGCUUAAACCGAAGCAUUUGGAGUGCUCUUUUGACCAGGCUGUUUUCACUGCACAUAGUUAUUGCGGGAUUGUUAUGUGUGCUAUUGUAUGCCAAGUCGGUGUGAAGACCAUUUCUUGGAAUGGGUUUGUCCAUUCACCAACUGGUGGACAUUUGAGUUGCUGCUAGUGUUUGGACUGUUAAUAAAGCUGUGUGAGCAUUUGGGUACAAA